This is a messenger RNA of Effrenium voratum, 648 nucleotides long. NCBI's taxonomy places the organism in Eukaryota, Dinophyceae, Suessiales, Symbiodiniaceae. The record is from the annotation of a GenBank genome assembly.
AUGUCGGCAUCGUUGACCUUGCUCGACACUCGCCCGGAUGCGAACGACAGGCAGCACUUUACCUUGGCCGGCUUCGAGGCGCACAAUGCCAACCGCGCCCCUGACCUACGGACCUUCCGAGCCCCGAUGGGAGGGCGCAUUUGCUUAAUGACAGGCACGGAUUCGGUUUGCCGCGAGCUCGCACGCUUCCUCCUGGAGUGCGGGGCCACGCUCUAUGUGGUGUGCCGAAGUCAGUCGGUGGCAGAUGAGCUGGUUCACCAGCUCAGCUUUGCCACCCGAGACCAGGCCUGUCCGGAGGUCCAGGUUUUGUUGGGGGACCUCAGCUUGAAGGCGGAGAUGAUGCGCUGCUGGCGCGAGUUCCAGGCCAAAGAGCCGCAGAAGCGCCUCGACGUCUUGGUCUGCGGGGAGCAGCGCUUCUGCCCGGCGAAGCGGCUCACCGCGGAGGGGUUCGAGGAGACCUUCGCGGCCAACCUGCUCGUCGGCACCUACAUGCUGUGCCCCUCAGGUCACUUGGCCAUGCCUCUCCUGCAGGCCACUCCAAACAGCCGAGCGGUGCUGGUGAGCAGCUGGGAGAUGCCCCUCGGGUCGAAGGGCUUCGGGGAACUUCAGGUCGUUUUGAAAGAGAAGGCAAAGAUGAUGCAUAGAUGA